GGGCCCUCGCUGUUGGCUUGAUCAAACUAGUGUAAAAGCCAAGAACAAUCCUCGUUCCUAACUUGAGCGCGAAGAAGAGUAUAGACCAUUGGGAAAGCCGGAACAGAAGCGAGAGGGAAGAAAUGGCGGAAUCGUCAACGUCAACAUCAGUGCUGGCAGCGAAGUCUGAUGCUGAGAUUGAAGAACUGCUUGAUCGAAUGCUAACUCGUUUGGCUCUUUGUGAUGAUUCCAAACUCGAACCUUUGCUUUCCAAGCUUCUUCCUCUCUGCAUCUCCUCCCUAUCGUCUCAAUCCCAAGCUGUUCGGAACAAGGUUCUUGAGAUUUUGAGUCAUGUGAACAAAAGAGUAAAACUUCAGCCUGACAUUGGUUUACCUUUAUUGGAGUUAUGGAAACUUUACUCAGAAUCUAGUGGUGCUCCCAUGAUAAGGAAUUUUUGUAUUGUGUAUAUAGAGAUGGCGUUUCAACGUGUAGAUGCAAAGGAAAAAGAGAAUUUGGCGCCUGUUCUCUUGGUGAACAUCUCAAAACUUCCUCUUCAACACCAGGAAAUCAUACUAAGAAUCAUUGUUAAGGUAGUUGGUGAAUGCCACUCAAGUCAAAUUAGUGACGAAGUUGCUGCAAAGUAUAGAUUAGUGACUGAUCCACAUGACAGGGAGCUGUUUAUUGAGUUUUUUACUCACACAAUGUUGUACCAGCAGGUUACUCAGAGUGGUGGUUUCCCUUCUGGACUUUCAGUUUCUCAAGCCAAUCGUGUUACAGGGAAACAACAGUUGCCAAGUGAUAAACUUCUGCUUGGAAAGUUGGGUAUUUUGAAUGUCAUCCAAGCCAUGGAGCUGGCCGCUGAGCUUGUAUAUCCCUUAUAUAUUGCUGCCUCUGUUGAUUGCGAAGAGUCUGUUAUUAAAAAAGGCGAGGAGCUUUUGAAGAAGAAGGCCAAUGGUGUUAAUUUAGAUGAUCAAAAUCUGAUCAACAGGCUAUUUUUACUAUUUAAUGGCACUGUUGGAGUUGAAAAUGUUGAUCCAGAAUCAAGAGUCAAUCCUGGGAGCCCUGCACUAAAAGCAAAAUUAAUGUCCGUCUUCUGUCGGUCCAUUGCAGCAGCUAAUACUUUCCCAUCCACCUUGCAAUGCAUUUUUGGUUGCAUUUAUGGCAGCGGAACCACAUCAAGGUUGAAGCAGCUUGGAAUGGAAUUUACAGUAUGGGUAUUUAAGCAUGCAAAAAUUGAUCAGCUUAGGUUAAUGAGUCCUGUUAUUCUGAAUGGAAUUCUGAAGUCCCUUGACAGCUAUUCAAGUUUAGAUGCAGAUGCUAGUGCUCGGGAGGUCAAAACAUAUGCUUUUCAGGCAAUUGGGUUGGUUGCACAGCGCAUGCCUCAUCUUUUCAGGGAAAAGAUUGACAUGGCUGUUCGUCUUUUCCAUGCAUUGCAAGUUGAAUCCCAGUCUCUUCGAUUUGUUAUUCAAGAAGCUACGAUUUCUCUUGCUGCAGCUUACAAAGGAGCCCCAUUAACAGUGUUACAAGAUUUGGAGGCGCUUCUGCUGAAAAAUUCUCAAGUGGCUGAAAGUGAAGUGCGGUAUUGUUCUAUUAGAUGGGCCACGUCAUUGUUUGACUUUCAGCAUUGUCCAAGUCGUUUUUUAUGUAUGCUUGCAGUGGAAGAUACAAAACUGGAUAUUAGGGAAAUUGCUCUUGAAGGGCUUUGUCUUCUUAAAGGUGAUGGUCAAAUUUCUGGCACUCAGUACCCAAAACUUGGAUCUAUGCUUGAUUAUAUUCUUAAACACCAGCCAAAGUUGUUAGAGUCCAGCCAAAUGAGAGAACAUAGCCUUCUUUUUCCUUCAAGUUCAUAUGUGGCCAUGAUUAAAUUUUUGUUGAAGUGCUUUGAAUUGGAGUUCGAACAGAACAGUGCUUUAUCAUCUGAGUUUCUGUCCUCAGUAGAGAAAUUCUGUUUACUGCUGGAACAUUCUAUGGCAAUUGAAGGGUCUGUUGAGUUGCAUGUCAAUGCUUCCAAGGCUCUGCUUGCAAUUGGAUCAAAUAUGCCAGAGAUGGUAGCUUCAAAUUAUGCACAAAAAGUUUCAUGGAUUAAGCAACUACUGAGUCAUGUGGAUACAGACACUCGUGAAUCCAUUGCUCGUUUACUUGGAAUUGUGUCUUCUGCUCUUCCUUUGCCUGCAUUAUCUGGUGUUAUUUCUGAGUUGACUUCAUCAAUCAGUAGGACACAUAAGUCAAGGUUUGAGACUCAGCAUGGCUCGUUAUGUGCAAUAGGAUAUGUAACUGCAGAUUGUUUGACUAGAACACCAUCAAUCUCUGAAAUUUUGUGCCAGAAUACGCUUAGAUGUCUUGUUGAUGUGGUUAUUUCUGAAACCUCUACGCUGGCUGCUGUGGCAAUGCAAGCACUAGGUCACAUUGGACUGCGUGUUUCAUUGCCUCCACUUGUUAAUGAUUCUAGUUCAGAUAACAUUCUGAUAAUUGUGCGUGACAAAUUGAGCAAGCUUCUUGUCGGAGAUGACAUUGAAGCGAUACAGAAGAUUCUUAUAUCUAUCGGACAUAUAUGUGUGAAAGAAACAUCACCUAAUCAACUUGAUGUAGCACUCAAUCUUAUUUUCAGCGUUUGUCGAUCCAAGGCUGAGGACAUACUUUUUGCUGCUGGGGGCUUAUCAUUUUUGUGGGGCGGUGUUCCUGUGAAUGCUGAUAUAAUUCUAAAAACUAACUAUUCUUCGCUAUCUAUGGCUUCAAACUUUCUCAUGAGAGAUUUGGAGUCUUCUAAGUUAAAGCAGUUUCCUAUUGAACAAACAGAAGUCAUUGAAGAUUUUCAUGCCUCUACAAGAGAUGCAAUUACCAAGAAGCUCUUUGACGAUCUUCUAUACAGUAGUAGGAAAGAAGAGCGAUGUGCUGGAACUGUGUGGCUUUUAUCGCUUACAAUGUAUUGUGGACAUCAUCCUACUAUUCAGCAGAUGCUUCCAGAAAUUCAGGAGGCUUUCUCUCACCUUCUUGGUGAGCAAAAUGAACUCACCCAAGAACUGGCCUCCCAAGGCAUGAGUAUUGUGUAUGAGCUUGGUGAUGCAUCUAUGAAAAAAAAUUUAGUGAAUGCACUUGUGAACACUUUGACUGGCUCUGGGAAGCGGAAGAGAGCCAUCAAACUUGGGGAAGACACAGAAGUAUUUCAAGGUGGAGCUCUUGGUGAAAGCAUUAACGGAGGGAAACUGAACACUUACAAAGAGUUGUGCGGAUUAGCAAAUGAGAUGGGUCAACCAGACUUAAUUUAUAAGUUCAUGGAUUUAGCUAAUUAUCAAUCUUCCCUAAAUUCUAAGAGGGGUGCUGCUUUUGGCUUCUCUAAGAUAGCAAAACAAGCAGGGGAUGCCCUUAAGCCACAUUUACAUUUAUUGAUUCCAAGGCUUGUACGCUACCAAUUUGAUCCUGAUAAAAAUGUGCAGGAUGCUAUGGCAAAUAUAUGGAAAUCACUAGUGGCCGACUCAAAGAAAACCAUUGAUGAAAACUUAGAUCUCAUCAUGGAUGAUUUACUUCAUCAAUGUGGAUCUAGGCUUUGGCGCUCACGUGAGGCAUCGUGUCUUGCCCUUGCAGAUAUUAUCCAAGGACGAAAAUUUCAUGAGGUUGGAAUGCAUCUAAAAAGAUUAUGGUCUGCAGCAUUUCGUGCCAUGGAUGAUAUAAAGGAGACCAUCAGAAUUUCUGGAGAAAAAUUAUGCCGCGCUGUAACUACGUUAACAACAAGGCUUUGUGAUGUUUCUCUAACUGAUAUGACAGAUACUCGCCAAGCCAUGGAUAUUGUUUUACCUUUUCUUCUUGCAGAAGGCAUAUUAAGUAAAGUUGAUAGUGUUCGGAAGGCAUCAAUUGCUGUUGUAAUGAAGCUUACAAAGCAUGCUGGAAUUGCAAUUCGUCCACAUUUGUCUGCAUUAGUGUGCUGCAUGCUUGAAAGUUUAUCAAGCCUAGAAGACCAAGGACUCAAUUAUGUAGAGCGUCACGCGGAAAAUGUGGGAAUUGAGACAGAGAAGCUUGAAAGUUUGAGAAUUUCCAUCGCCAAAGGCUCUCCUAUGUGGGAGACUUUGGAUUCAUGUAUAAAAGUUGCUGAUGCAGAAUCUCUGGGUGCUCUGAUACCGGCACUUGCUCAUUUAGUGAGAUCUGGAGUUGGCCUCAAUACUAGGGUUGGUGUGGCCAACUUCAUUACAUUAUUGCUCGAAAGGAUUGGUGCAGACAUGAAGCCAUAUGCUAACAUGCUUGUAAGAUUAUUGUUUCCUGUUGUUAAGGAGGAAAAAAGCAAUUCUGCAAAACGUGCCUUCGCUGGUGCCUGUGCGAAAGUAUUAAACUAUGUAGCAACCUCUCAAGCGCAAAAACUAAUUGAAGACACUGCAGCUCUGCAUGCUGGCGACAGAAAUUCUCAAAUUGCAUGCGCAUUUCUCUUGAAGAGCUAUUCAUCCAUGGCAUCAGAUGUUGUCUGCGGAUACCUUGCGGUCAUAAUUCCAGUUGUUUUUGUUUCAAGGUUUGAAGAUGACAAACAUGUUUCAAGACUUUUCGAAGAAAUAUGGGAAGAAUAUACCAGUGGAGAACGAGUCACCCUCCAAUUAUACUUGGGAGAAAUUGUUUCACUUAUUUGUGAACGUAUUUCAUCAUCAUCAUGGGCAAGUAAAAGAAAGUCUGCACAGGCUAUUUGCAGGCUUAGUGAAGUUUUGGGUGAAACUCUUUCUUCUCACCAUGAAGUUCUGCUUAACUCUCUCAUGAAGGAAAUUCCUGGUCGUUUAUGGGAGGGAAAGGAUGUCUUGUUGCUAGCGUUAGGUGCUCUAUCUGCAUCCUGCCAUAAAGCAAUUUCUGCUGAAGGCCCCUCCUCUUCUGCUGCCAUUCUGAAGAUAGUUUCAUCUGCAUGCACUAGGAAGGGAAAGAAAUACCGUGAAGCAGCUUUCUCCUCUCUCGAUCAGGUUAUAAAGGCCUUUGGCAAUUCAGAAUUCUUUAUUAUGGUUUUUCCUUUGUUAUUUGAUUUAUGCAAUUCAGACCUCAACAAGUCUCUGCCAACACCUUCAAUCAACGACGCUGCUGAAGCAGAUUCGGACGUUGCUGAAAGUGGUUUUGUUCCUCACAACAAAGUGGUAGACUGUUUGACAUCUUGCAUUCAUGUGGCACAUUUGAAUGAUAUUCUUGAACAACAAAAGCGCUUAAUACACAUGUACUCUAUAUUCCUCUCACCAGGGCAUCAAUGGAAUGUCAAAACUGCGGCCUUUUUAUCUAUCAAAGAACUAUGCUCAAGACUCAAAAAUGCCAUGAAGGAUUCCCAUGAAACUUCCGAACUUGCUGGUGUAACUACAUUCGUUCAGGAGAUGUUUGAUGUCAUAUCCCCAAAAAUACUUGAGUGCAUUAGCACAAUAAAGAUUGCACAGGUUCAUAUAUCUGCCUCAGAAUGUCUCCUGGAAAUGCUCGAACUUUUCAUGGACCAGCCUCAAGUCAGUGCCAUCAAUGAAGGAUUUGAAGGUGAACUUCGUCAUCUCCAUGAGUUUGAGAAGAAUGGGGAGGCAAAGUUGCUGUUGAAAAAGUGUAUUGACGUUGUUGAAGACAGGAAACAUUAAUGUCACAGAAAAAUUCCUCUCAUACAUGAAUUUCUGUUGACAAAUUAGGUUAGAACUUAAUGUCAUUGGUGGACAUUUGUGGGAGAAUUAUUUAUGUCAAAAUUUACAUUUUUGGAUAAAAGUUGCAAAAUUUAUAAUUAA
Messenger RNA from Prosopis cineraria, 5690 nucleotides. RefSeq lists its product as uncharacterized. Gene Ontology annotation, cellular component: cytoplasm; nucleus. The record is from RefSeq and is a predicted model, not a curated record. Gene Ontology annotation, molecular function: molecular adaptor activity. Lineage: Eukaryota; Viridiplantae; Streptophyta; Magnoliopsida; Fabales; Fabaceae. Gene Ontology annotation, biological process: proteasome assembly.